This is a messenger RNA of Kogia breviceps (pygmy sperm whale), 6174 nucleotides long. RefSeq names its product gigaxonin (gene GAN). Gene Ontology annotation, biological process: cytoskeleton organization. Gene Ontology annotation, molecular function: protein binding. The record is from RefSeq and is a predicted model, not a curated record. NCBI's taxonomy places the organism in Eukaryota, Metazoa, Chordata, Mammalia, Artiodactyla, Physeteridae.
UAACCACCGAGUGCCAGCCUGCCCGCACACCCCUCCACUGCUGCAGCGAUUGCUCUCUGCGGCGGACCGCGCCCGGCAGCGCCCGUUCGGGGACCGGCAGCUCAGUAGGAGGAACGAGGCUUCGGAUUGGCAGCCUCCGGCGAUGCCGGGUGAGAGGGGAGGGCACAAAGGCGCGGGAGCGUCGCGCAGAAAUGACGCAAUACCGCCGCUCCUUAAAGGCGCCGGACUCUCGAGCGGCGCACGGCGCAGGUGCGUUCCGGAGGCUCGCGGUUUUGCUCGCAGCACUGAGAACCGGCCCGGGCAGACGGGAGCGAGCGGGUUGUGCAGACGGGGUGCGCGCCGGACGCGGGCGGCUCGAGGGGUCCGUUUGGGCGGCGUCCGGAGCCCGACCGGCGGGCUUAGGAGCGGGCGCCGCGAUGGCCGAAGGCAGCGCCGUGUCAGACCCUCAGCACGCCACGCGCCUACUGCGAGCGCUCAGCUCUUUCCGCGAGGAGUCCCGCUUCUGCGACGCUCACUUGGUCCUCGACGGGGAGGAGAUACCGGUGCAGAAGAACAUCCUGGCGGCUGCCAGCCCGUACAUCAGGACAAAGUUAAACUAUAAUCCUCCAAAAGAUGAUGGAUCAACCUAUAAGAUUGAACUUGAAGGGAUAUCGGUAAUGGUUAUGAGAGAGAUCCUGGAUUACAUCUUCAGUGGGCAGAUCCGGCUGAACGAAGAUACCAUCCAAGAUGUUGUGCAGGCAGCAGACCUGCUCCUGCUGACGGAUCUUAAAACUCUCUGCUGUGAGUUCUUGGAAGGCUGCAUUGCCGCCGAGAACUGCAUCGGGAUCCGAGACUUUGCACUCCACUACUGCCUGCACCACGUCCAUUACCUGGCCACAGAAUACCUGGAGACUCACUUCCGAGAUGUCAGCAGCACAGAGGAAUUCCUAGAACUGAGUCCUCAAAAGCUUAAAGAAGUGAUUUCUCUUGAGAAGUUAAACGUUGGCAACGAACGAUAUGUAUUUGAAGCGGUCAUCCGAUGGAUAGCACAUGAUACAGAAAUAAGAAAGGUCCACAUGAAGGACGUCAUGUCGGCGCUGUGGGUUUCGGGGUUGGACUCGAGCUAUUUACGGGAGCAGAUGCUGAAUGAGCCGUUAGUCCGAGAGAUUGUCAAGGAGUGCAGCAACAUCCCUCUCAGCCAGCCGCAGCAGGGGGAGGCCAUGCUCGCCAGCUUCAAGCCCCGGGGCUACUCGGAGUGCAUCGUGACCGUCGGCGGAGAGGAAAGAGUGUCACGGAAGCCAACAGCAGCGAUGCGAUGUAUGUGCCCCCUCUAUGACCCUAACCGGCAGCUGUGGAUUGAGCUGGCCCCUUUAAGCAUGCCCAGGAUCAACCACGGAGUCCUCUCCGCAGAAGGAUUUUUGUUUGUAUUUGGGGGCCAAGAUGAAAAUAAGCAGACCCUGAGCUCAGGAGAAAAGUAUGACCCAGAUGCGAACACGUGGGCUGCACUGCCACCAAUGAACGAGGCAAGACAUAACUUUGGAAUUGUGGAGAUAGAUGGGAUGCUAUACGUUUUAGGAGGAGAAGAUGGUGAAAAAGAGCUAAUUUCCAUGGAAUGUUAUGAUAUUUAUUCUAAAACCUGGACAAAGCAACCUGAUUUAACCAUGGUUAGAAAGAUUGGCUGCUAUGCAGCUAUGAAAAAGAAAAUCUAUGCCAUGGGUGGAGGAUCAUAUGGAAAACUCUUCGAGUCUGUGGAAUGUUAUGACACGCGGACCCAGCAGUGGACCGCUAUCUGUCCCCUGAAAGAGAGAAGGUUUGGAGCUGUAGCCUGUGGAGUCGCCAUGGAACUGUAUGUAUUUGGGGGAGUCAGAAGUCGCGAGGACAUCCAGGGGGGCGAGAUGGUAACCUGCAAGUCGGAAUUCUACCACGACGAGUUUAAAAGGUGGAUCUAUCUUAAUGACCAGAAUUUAUGCAUCCCCGCCAGUUCCUCUUUUGUGUACGGAGCUGUCCCCAUAGGAGCCAGUAUCUAUGUCAUCGGAGAUCUUGACACAGGUACCAACUACGACUAUGUGCGCGAGUUCAAAAGGAGCACGGGAACCUGGCACCACACCAAGCCCCUCCUCCCCUCCGACCUCCGCCGCACCGGGUGUGCAGCCUUACGUAUUGCGAAUUGCAAGCUGUUCCGCCUGCAGCUUCAGCAGGGCUUGUUCCGCAUCCGCGUUCACUCACCUUGACGGGGCCGCGGCGCGGAAGCGGAGCUCCUGACCAAGCGCGCCGGGACGCGGCGCUCUGCGAGGGGACAGAGAUGGCAGGCGACCCUUGCUCCGCGCCGGCCUCUGUGCGGUAACGCGAGUGGUUUUCUAACGCUUAGAAGCCUGGGCUUCCAGCUCUUGUUCGGGAGAACACGUUAACUGCUGAAAAAAAAAAAAAAAACGAGGAGGAGUCAGUUCCUCCAGGAGAUGUGCCCCUAGACCAACCGGGCUAGUCAGCGUCAGAGGCAGAGGGAAGUGGGGAUCCGUGUCAUGUAAAGUCGGGAAGUGACAGCACCGAGGUGCAUGUCCCCGCGGGGAGCUCACGUCUGGCUGACCGCUGUGUUCCAGUACCUGGCUUUGGUUAACAAGCGAGCAAACAUACAUAUAUCAGCAUAUCCAAACAUAGCGAGAUUGCUUUUCCACCGCACUUGGAAGGAGAUACGAUGCCUAACUCUGCUCAACAAUUUAAGGUUUGUGCCUAAAAUGUUAGGUUGGACUCAUUGCCAGGUAGUCUCCACUUACUACUAGUUCUCUGUCCUAAGAAUCUUUUUUAAACGAAAUUACGAUGAAUUGAAACUAAGGUAAAAUGUCUCUUUUAUGACAUUCUAUCUUAGUCAUCCAAAAGAGUCAAUAAAUUAAGGAGUCAGGUGGCAGCCCUCCUGUGAAGUUAAAGGAAGUUGCUGACUUCUGUGUUAAGUCAGAUGAAGAUGUGUCAUGCCCUCAUUUCUGGGGUUGUGAAGGAUCUCAUGCAGUGCCAGCCUUCCUUUCCAACUAACCAGACCUGUUUUAUAAAUAUGAGGAUGUUAGUGAGUAGGAGAUUUUGUAAAAGAAGGACCUGAGCCGGACAAAUAAUAAAGGUCUGCUAUGACCAAAAAAAAAAAAAAAAAAGUCCAGAGGAAAUAUAUAGGGAUCAAAAACUUUUAAAAGUAAUCUGUCUGAAAGCACACAAAGUCUUGUUUACUACUGUCUAGGAUUUGAAAACGUGUCUUGGAAUGCGAAUCCAUGUAAAGAAUCUAGUCUUUGUAGCAGAAUUUUCUCAACGCCACGAGUUUCAGACAAAUUACGUUACAAGUAAAGGUUGGCUGGUAGAACAAACUACCUCAACUUAAUUUCAUUCUGUUCGUGUAGAGCAAAUUAAUCCUUUCCUCCUCCCUCCCUCUCACUCCCAUGUCGACCCACUCAACCCCACUCCCCAAGGGGGAAAAAGUCUGUCAUUAGUGGCACUUACCUUGUAAGGUAUUUUGUUUUCCAUUCGAAUUAUACCACCUUAGUGUGAAACCAAGGAGUUCAAAGUGCUUGAUGACUUCAUCAUUUGAAUUUUAUGCAAUAUCAGAUUUCUAAUCAAUUUAAUAUAGAGCUCUUCAUUUCUAAUUGUUUUCUACAGCUUUCCCCCGCCCCUUAGUAUAUGGCUAUAAGGAGCAGCAUUUAGUCUUAAUGAUUAGUAAAUGUACAAGUGUAUCCUUUGGUUAUAAAUUUGAGAAUAGGAAUUUCUCCUAGAAACUUCCUACCUGGAAUGUCUGUAUGCUUUUCCCAUGCAUAUGAAACAUCGUUUGUCUUUUCCCACCCAGGAACAGUAGAAGUCAAUCCAGUGCUAGAAAAGUCACUGAGCAGCCUCGUCUGUGGGAAUUCUAAAGAAUGUUGUGUGUGCGCGUUAAGCCUCCGUCCUGGCAGAGACGUGGGUAAAAGGAGGGACGGGGUUUUCCUCUUCUCUAUCAGAGGCACUGGGCCGGAUUUGCCAGCCUUUCACAUAACAGGCAGAUUUGACAUGUAAGUCAAAGCCAACCUCUUUGCUUUGCACCGUGUACCACUCAGCUGUUGUCUGCACGCUUUCCCCAGGAUACCUUGGAUGUCUUUUAAUCAAAGCAAACUGCUUGGCCACUGCAAAGAAAGAAAACUUUCUUUGUACAACUAGAUGUUAGUUUUAGAGGAAAUAAAUUUCUGAAAAAGUGGAUUUUCUUUGGUAAAGUGUCCCAUACAGAACAGAACCUUGGCCUUCAGAAGCCACAGCUGAGGUACAUUAAAGUGGUAACUGAUGUUCUAUUAAAGCCAUGACAGUCAGCAAUUCUCUUUUCUUUAAUUUCUGUAAUUUAAAGUCCUUCCCAGGCUACCCAGGCCUCUCCAAGGAGACAGUUCAUUGUUUAGGAGUGAACGGGUCCCUGUUGCAGUAUUAUCAGUGCCUGCAUGACUUGGUCAAUUCAUUUUAUAUGAGUAGUUGUUGUUUUUUUUUAAAUUUAGUUCAUUGACCCUGUAGCUGCAGAAAUUAGGUAACUUUUUUAAAAUUAAAUUUGCCACAUAAUAUCGGAUGCAAUAAACAAGAAAAGCUGCUAAGUGCCAAACUGUUAUUUUACUAUAUAUAAGUAUAAAAAUAUUACAUUGACGUGUAGGGAUAUAUUUAAUUUUAUUAUGUUCCAAAAUUAAUUAUGACUUUUGUAAAUUACAGUUACUUUAGUAUCGUGAAAAAAUUUUUAACUAAUUUCACACAGGUUUGUGUUUUAACCAUCCAUUUAUGCCUUGAAAUAUCCUUUCUUGGUACAUUUUUUAUACUUUUUCCAUUAGGCACUUUUAUCAGGUGUAUAUUGGAAUUAGCGGUGAAAGAUAGAUCUUAAAAUUUUAAACACAUUGUCUUUGGGGGAAGUGCAAUUUAUUUUCGUUAUCCGCCAACAGAAGGAAAGUUGUCUCAGCUUAGAGUAAUUUAAAGGAUUUCUUCUAGGCUACGGCCUAAAGUAGGUUUGUUUGUUUCUUUGUUUAACACAUCCAAAUACAGAUUUUUUUUUUCAAAGAUUUAAGUGUUUAAUUUAAAAUGAACUUUUAAUUUUUUGUGUGAUAGUGCUUAUAUCCUGUGAGAUGUAAAAGUGUGAGGGAGAGUGUGUGUGAGUGUGUGUAUGUGUGUGAUGUGACUAGGUAAGUCUGUUUGUAUAUGUUUAGCUUUGGAAUUGUGCUUCCAAACUACAUAUAUUAUUGUCUCCUGGUGCUUCAGAUAAAUUCUUGAGCCUGUGGUCCUUCAGUUUAUACUACUGUGUUAAACUCACGUUGAGUGUAUAUAUUGAUGUAUUUGUAGUUUGUAGUAAGUUUUACUUGGUGUUUGCAUUUCUUUUCUUUAGCACAUUAAAAACAGUGUUAGUGUUGACCAGCUCAUAGUUGGCAUGUUAUAAAGAUUUGGCCUAAGAAAUUUCUAAAUUCAUCGUUUCUUUUACUGCUGUGAGGAGUUGAUAGCUGACACUAGGCUUUUUUCAAACUGUGCAACCACCAAAAAAGAGUAUUUGGGGGAUGUUGGGUGGCAUAUCGUUUGUCUUGAGGUGUUCUGUUAUCUUGCACUAUCACUUUAACGAUGGCACUUUCUUCGGUGAUGCUUCGGAAGUGCCAUUUUGUCAUCUAUGAGUGAGGAGUUCCCUAGGCAAUGCAUGGGAGAUACAUCGUUUAUACUGAUGUGGUAAAGACAGGGCUCCUUUGCUGUGGCACUGCGGUUACUCAGGGUAGCAAGUUAGGUUUUUAGAGAAAUGUGUUAGCCGCUUAGGUCCCUUGGGGUUCUGUCUGGUGUGUUCCUGCUUCAUUGCACCAAACCAGGCAUCUCCAAAGGUUUUCCAAGGAGCAUUAAAAACACUGCAGUAUCACCUUCCGGGAUGUUGGCUUUCUUGAUUCAAGAGGAGGCUGCCUGUGGUCAGAUGAAGAAGCCGGGGAAAGAAUGAGGUGGCACUUCCACCACAUCAGUUUUGAAGGUGCUGGAACCCCCGUACAGAGCACCCAGUGGAAGGGAAGGGAAGGGUGAGGCUGCUCUGGUUCAGUGGCUGCCCCUGGAGCCGUGAGAGAAGAGACUCCAACCGGCACAGAAAAGCCCGCCCUGGGUUUAAUCAACAGUGUUGAUGGAGCACCUCCUCAGGACUCUGCUUGGGUUUCUGGGGAGCUUCACGGUGAGGCAGAUGAGAUCCUGCCCUCCCUCUAGACUGUA